Messenger RNA from Neltuma alba, 1948 nucleotides. RefSeq lists its product as uncharacterized. Lineage: Eukaryota; Viridiplantae; Streptophyta; Magnoliopsida; Fabales; Fabaceae. The record is from RefSeq and is a predicted model, not a curated record. The transcript is spliced from 2 exons. Bases 521 to 1606 code for a protein of 361 amino acids.
AUUGGUUAGGUUUUUGUUUUUGUGAUUCAUAUAUGUGGAAGCUUGAAUUACCUGAAUGGGAAAUUUGGCUGUGCUUUAGUUCUCAGUUUUUGCUUUUAUCUCAUUUCCUGGUUUUCGCGGCAUUCAAGCAGACCAUUCUAUGUUUUAUUUAUUUAUUUAUUUUUUUGGGUCUGGUAAAUUUUUGCUGACUGAAGGCGUAUUUUUCAAUUUUGUGAUUAACUAUUAGGGUAUGAUUGGAUCUGAGACAUCAGAUAUGUAAAGUUAGGAACAUGUGCCUCUUAUCCUUGCUCCAUGUUCCGGCUAUUAUUUUAUUCAUCAUGCUUGCUGUCUUUGUUUGCUACUCUUCCUUCUGGACACGUGGUUGAUUUGGGCAUUUGAUUUGAAUAUCUUACUUUGAUUUUUUCUUUGGUUGUUAAAUUUAUCUCUUCCCGGAUCCCUUUGGUUUUUUGAACUGAUCUGUCGGACUCAAACUCUGGAAUUACGAGGCUGUCUGAUUUCCAGGUUUAGUUGAGAUUUGAAAAUGGCAAAAGGAAGCAGGGGACGACGCACUUCCCGUCAGUUCAGGCUUACUCCAUACCCUCUUCCUUCCUUGAAAAGAGACAUCUGUGAGAAUUUGUGCACAAAGAAAUGCUCAAAGGUUUUGGAUAAAAAAGAAUGGGAAGACGUGACAUGUUCUGUGUGCAUGGAGUACCCACACAAUGCUGUUCUUCUCCUUUGCUCUUCUCAUGACAAAGGUUGUCGUCCCUAUAUGUGCGGCACUAGCUUUCGUCAUUCCAACUGCCUUGAUCAGUACAAGAAAGCUUACACAAAAGUUGUCUCUUCUAAUAAUGGACAGGCAGUGCAAGGCUCUGUCAGUAAUCCCAGCCUAUUACCAGAUUCAAACUUGCCACAUGAGAAGGAUGAAGUCACAGUGCUGGCAUGCCCCCUAUGUAGAGGUCAGGUCAAAGGUUGGACAGUUGUCAAACCUGCAAGGGAGUAUCUAAAUGCGAAGAGGAGAGGCUGCAUGCAAGAUAGCUGCUCAUUUGUGGGGAACUACAAGGAAUUAAAGAAACAUGUGAGGGCAGAGCAUCCCUCAGGAUGUCCACGUGAUGUGGAUCCUGCUGAUGAACAGAAAUGGAGAUGGCUUGAGUGGGAGCGUGAGCGGGAAGAUGUUAUCAGCACAAUAACAUCAGCCAUGCCCGGGGCAAUGGUUUUUGGUGACUAUGUGAUUGAGGGAAAUCAUCGAGAUCUUGGCGCAGAUGAAGAGGAGGGGGCACUUGAUGCAAAUGAUGCAGAAGGCAAUGGAAGAUUUCAAAUGAACAUAGACGCUAUGAAUUUCUUUCUCCUAUUGCAUGCUGUUAGACAAGGGAAUGACCUUAACAGGCGGCUAAGGCCUGAGACGGAGCUGCCUUCCCAUCGAGUGUCAGGUCAAAAUGGUGCCCGUCAUACAAGUCCUGUUGGCAGGUUGGAUUUCUCGGAUCAUGAUGAUGAUAAUGAGAGGUACAGUGAAGGUGACGAAGAUGGUAUAUCCCUAGUUAGCCGUUUGCAUCGUCAUGAGAAUGGUGGAGUUCUGCUAAGUCGCUCAGGCAGGAGGCGUAGGCGUAGAGCACACACUGGUGGGCGGUAGUUAACAAUAUCAUGCUGGAAUCUGGAGGUGGGAGAAGCACAAGUUUGUUAGGGAUUUGUAGGUUCAAAAACUUAAGCCACAUAAACUGGGUUGACUUGACACCCAGUUGCACUGAUUUUUUCCGGGAUAUAGGAAAAUCAAAAGGUGGGCAAUUUAUUUCUCUGUUGUAAUUUCUUUCACAUGUAAAUUCAACCUUCCUCCUAUCAUUAAUUGCACAUUUCAUUGUGAAAUUUCCUUGUGUAAGUUUGAAAUUAUAAAAUUUCUAACAUCGCCUUGUAAUGGCUGGAUGCUUCUGAAAAUUCAAAUAAAAAUUUGGCGGCAUGUGUUUCUUCACGACGUUGA